AUAUCUACUGGGAGCUCUCGAGAAGGCCUGAAGCGUUCCAGAAAUGACCCCGCCAAGUGUGCGACUGGCCACGGCAACAGAUCAGGGGUUUCUGGGAAACACGAGUCCGGGAAACGUGAGUCCUAUUUGUCGUCCACCAGCAAGUUUCCGGCAUCCAUGUCUGAGAAGCCACAUCGCCCAUCUUCCUCUGCUUCCUCUAAGCCAGGCGCCAAGCCAGCGGCCGGGAAGGAGACCGCCUCAGGACAGGACUCAGAGCUCCAGUCCUCCAACGCGCCACAGAAGAAGCCGAAUCCAACGCAGCAGAAGAAGAAUCCUCCAGGUUCCUACUUGCUCUAUCUGUCGGGCCUCCCUGUAGAUGCCAAGUACCAGGAAGUGGUGUCACUGGUGCAGUCCUUCGGCAAGGUCACCAACGUCCUCAUCAUCAGGAACGAGGAGGGGGAUGAGGACCAGGGGCAGCCGCAAUACAGUAAAGCCACUGUUUGCAUGCAGAAAGAGCAGGAUGCUAAAGCACUGGCUGAGUGCCUCACUCUCACCAUACGGGAACACCCCAUCUCUGUCUCCGACCAGAAUGGCGAGGAGGAGCUUACUUCCUCGAUACCUGUCAUUAUAAAGGGAGAAGUGAUCGGUGCUCCCAAGACACCUGCAGCCCCAAACGAGGCCAACUUGACCGUCAGAGACCCAGAAGCCAGCGUUGGUCAGAAGAAUUCAAAUGAGAUACACAGGGAGCAGGUGAAGCCACAGAGGAAGAGGAAGAGGGGCUGUAGAGCGGGACAGAUCGAGAGACUCAAAAGACUGCAGAGGGAAAACAAGAGGGGCGUGGUCAAGAUUACUGGACUUCCUGAAAGCGGCUGCUCCGAGAUUGAUAUCGCAAAGCUGGCCCAGCCCUUCGGUACACCUGUCAAGAUCCUCCUCAUCACCAAGCCCAGUGAGGCUCUGGUCACCAUGCAGGAUGUGGAGACAGCCCAGAAGAUGGUGAAAGUUUACACCGACAUGCCUGUCUGCAUCAACGACUCUGUUCUGAACAUGAGCCUGCUUCCAAAUCUCCUGGUGGACUUCAACAGACCGGUGGCACUUUUCCAUUCAUUGAUGGGACCCAGGAAUCCUGUUAGUAAGGCAGAGGUGGGAGGUGAUGAUGACUGGAACCGUCUCCUGGUUGUCAGUAACAUCCCGGCCACGCCCUCCGGCCCAACAGAGAUCCAGAAACUGGUCCAGCGCUUCGGCACAGUCCAACAGACUCUGGCACUCAAGGACAAGAUCAUCUUUGAGAUGGGAACAGCAGACAUGGCCAAGAGUGUCUUCAACCGCUUCCAGAAGUUUCCCUGCAUUGUUCAGAACAACAAGCUUGCCUUCUCCUGGAAACCUGAUCCCAAGACUGAUCUACCUAAAGUCGACAUCUCCUCUGCCGGCUCAACAGCUUCAACUGAUGGCAAUGACUCCCAGACUGCAGAGACCACUAUGCCCCCUGGUGGCCAGGAGGACUCACUGUCUCAGUCAGGAUUAAAGGUGGAGUCAGGAACCGGGGUUGAUACCAAGGUUGAAGGACAGGAGGUUCAGCCAGGGAAUGAAGGGAUGAAUGUUGAAAAAGGGGCUCAAGCCACACAGUCUCCAGCAUUAGGAGGAAAGGAUCCAGAGAAGGAGCCUGAUGCAUCUUCCUUACAGCCAGCAGGAGUGAACCAGAGAGAACCUGGAGGUCAGGGUGGAGAGGUCGUCACAGAGAAAGUUGUAGACGUAGAGUCCGAAGAACCAGUCUCCUCAGAUGCUACCUCCGCUCCUCAAGCUGCUAAACCAGAGACAGAGAAAAUGUCUGUUUCCAGUUCCACAAUAGUCACCCCAGCCCCAAAAGUGAUGGCGGCCAUCAUAGAGGCCUUACGACAGGAGAGCAGGAACAGAUCCUCUACCAGGAUUACCACCGUCCAGGCUGCAGCUGAGAAUCCUCCAGGUAAACAGCCAAAAGAUAAGGAGACUCCAGAUGUUCAGGCUGCCCCCGCUCUACCCAGAGUGACCCCAGAGAUCCUGAAGGUGCUGCUGGAGGAGUGCAGGGUCCGGUCUACCAGUAGGGCCGGCGCUGAGCAGGCCAGGAAGGAGCAGGCUCAGGCGCCCCCUGCAGGCCAAAAGCCAUCCACUGGAAACCGAAGAGACCACAGUGGAGACAGGGAGCCUGGAAGAGAGCAGGCCACCAAGAGGAAGACCCGCGAGGAGGAAAGGGAGGAGAGGGAGGGAGCAAGGAGGGAGAGGGAGAGGAGGCUGAAGACCCAAGAGGAGGAGAAGGAGAAAGGGAGGAGGGAGAGAGAGAAGAGGCGGUCCCACAGGGAACGGUCAUCGGGAUCACCGGGGUCCAGGUCCUCUAUGAGGUAUGAGGGGAGCCGGCACAGUGGGAAGAGCGGCGCCAGGUCUGAGUCCAGGAGAGGAAACGGAGAGGAGAAACAGCAGGAAGAGGAGGAGUUAGGUGAGAAGCACCUCCCCUUCGACAUGGAAGACUUUGUGACUGUGGAUGAGGUGGGGGAAGCAGCUGCGGUGCCCCGUCCUCUCCCUGAGACAACCACAGAGGUGACUGAGGUUACAGAGGUGACCGUCAACGACCCUGUGACCACAGCCUCUGAGGCGGAGCAGCAGGCACCAGCUGACACUACAUCAAUGGAGUUGGAGGGUGAGCCUGGGACAGCCAAGGUACGGGAGGAAGCGCUGGACAAACGAGAACAGAAGGAGGAGGGGUUGUCCCCAGCAACCACAGAGGGGUCGGUGAAGACUGCAGAGGGACCUGGGGACGUGACAGAGGAGACAUUUCCAGACUGUCAGGGUGACAUCAAAGAGCCUGUGGUCACUGUGCUGAAGACGACCUGCGACGAGGUCACUGAGGAGUCCACAACCACAGACGCACCUGUCGCCGCCGAAGAAGAGGAACGGGAUGGACGAGUGGAGGGCCUCAACAUGGGGACGUUUCUGACGGUGGACGAGGUGGGACAGGUGGAGGAGGACGGGAAGAAGAGGUCUGCUGCGAACGUGGAGUUGAAGCGAAGGAGGACAUCUCAGGAGGAGAGAGAGGAGGAGACAGCGAGGAGGAAGAUGAAGAUGGAACCCCUCUUUUAUAAAGACUACAGCAUCCCUCCCUUCAACCCUGACAGCCCUGUCGGCAUGGAGUUUCUGGUCCCCAAGUCAGGCUUCUUCUGCAAGGUGUGUUCUAAGUUCUAUAGCGGAACUGACGAGGCUGAGAAGAACCACUGCAAGACCCUCAAACACCAUCAGAACCUGGAGAAAUCCCUGGAGAAGUGGAGAGUGAAGAAAGACUGAGUCCAUGAUGAGCUGAAGAGUUAAACAUUGACUGUCUGUGUCCCAACCACUGACUGAUUCAUUCCUGUCUUAACUCUUUUCCCACUUCCUUGUUUUUGUUUUUCUUCCUCAUGGGUCCAAUCUCACUCACUCACUCACUCACUCUCACACACUCACACACUCACAACUAUAACUGUUUCUUUUUGUUAGUUAUUUUCCCAUGAUAUAGAAGAGAAGUGACUCAAUAGAGAGAAAUUAAAGUAGAAACCAGUGUACAAUGAAAAUAAAGUGUUUUAUUCAA
Molecule: messenger RNA, 3568 nt
Organism: Oncorhynchus masou masou (cherry salmon)
Lineage: Eukaryota; Metazoa; Chordata; Actinopteri; Salmoniformes; Salmonidae
Product: zinc finger protein 638-like
Exons: 17
Coding region: 157-3288 (1043 amino acids)
Cellular component (GO): nucleus
Molecular function (GO): RNA binding; zinc ion binding
Source: RefSeq, a predicted model, not a curated record